AUGGCUCGCGGCGCAGAUGACGAUGAGGACGAGUUCGUCGGUUCUGCAUCAGAUUCUGAGCCGGAAUUCAGCCUCGGCACUACUCGCGCGCAACGCUCUGGGUUAGACAGCCGGGGCAGGAGAGAAACUUCCAGUAGGACAAAUGGAAUCGAACAAGCAAGCGCUGAUGCCGGCCCAUCAUCGGCUAGUCGAUCAAAGCAACGAAAGGGGAAUAAAGCCAAGCAAGGAUAUGCGUGGGAAGCCAGUUUCAAGCGCAGCUGGGAUGCGGUCAGGGAGGAUGAGUCGGGCGGCAUCGAAGCUGCAGUGAGAGGCCUUCUGGAAUGGAAGAGGCGCAAAGCCAGACCGCUUGCCCAAGCUGUGCAGAGAGGAAUCAUCAGGCAUUUGGUGUUGAUUAUCGAUCUGAGUGAGAGCAUGUCGGAGCGCGAUCUUAGACCCAGCAGGCACGCUUUGUGCCUGCAGUACGCCAAGGAAUUUGUGGCGGAGUACUUCGACCAGAAUCCGAUUGGCCAAUUAGGCAUCGUGGUGACGAGGGAUGGGAUAGCUGAGCGCAUAGGUCCACUAGGUGGUAAGUGGGGCUCACCACGUCUGCAGUAUUUGGACUCCGAAUAGAUGCAUAUCGCUCAUGGUUUUGGCGAACAUAUGCACCCUCACUCAGGAAAUGCGGUGGAGCACACCCUUGCUCUGUCGAAUGCUCGACGGCUGGAGCCAAAAGGCGAGCCUAGCUUGCAGAACGCUCUAGGAAUGGCACGCAGCAACCUGUCGUGAGUCGUUGUGCUGAGGGGAGUCCCAGCUCAGUGGGCUGAAUAAGCGGCGCUUUGUUUCUGCCUCAGCCAUCUGCCAUCUUCCUCCUCGCGAGAAAUUGUGGUCUUGUUCGGCAGUUUGACCACGUGCGACCCUUCAAACAUCCACACGACUAUUGCUACGCUAGCGACCGAGCAAAUACGCGUGUCCAUGGUAUGCCUGGCUGCAGAAGUCAAGGUGUGCAAGACGGUGUGUCUGCGAACAGGAGGCUCCUUUGCAGUGGCCCUCAACGAAGGUCAUUUGCACGAUGCGCUCUUCGAGUUGGUUCCCCCUCCCGAAGUUACCAAGGCGAACAAGACGAAGAAAGAAGGAGAUCAGGCAAUGGAGUCGGAAGAGGACGAUCAAUCCACGGCAGACCUGCUCGCUAUGGCUUUUCCACUUCGGUUGCCCGAGUCUUCGAAACCGUCCCUAUGCGCUUGCCAUGGGCGGGUAAAACAUGGAGUCAGCUUUGUAUGUCCGAGAUGCGAAGCCAAGAUAUGCGAUGUGCCUACAGACUGCCCUAUAUGCGGUAUCACUGUGGUGCUGAGCACGCACUUGGCCCGGAGUUAUCAUCACCUGUUCCCGACACCGUACUAUCGACCUGUCAGCUGGGAAGAGUGAGUGGUCUUCGUUUGUAGGCAACACUGUGCUUGGACAGUCCUGUUGACCGCGUCUGAUUGUUUUUCGCAUCUCGAAAGGCUCGAACGGGAUUCAUCGGCUUCAUCCUGCUGUGAAGGAUGUGAUUCGGCGUUUCCCCACGCCGCCAAGAGGCCAGCGCAGCAGCAAUCCACGAACAGACCCGGCUCUCAGAAUGCGGCAUCUGCGGUCAAUACGGCUGUGGCCGCCGCAGCGAACAGUAAUCCCACUUUCACAUCGGGGCGGUCAAAUGGUGCUACCGCCAACAAUACGCAAAGUUCGACUGUAUCUCCGACAGGCAGAUACGCUUGCGAAGUGUGCGAGUCGCACUUUUGCAUAGAGUGCGAUAGCUACGUUCAUGAGAUAUUGCACUUGUGCCCGGGAUGCUCGUAAAGACAUCUCGAGAGCAUCGAUGCGCACGCGUCUGUUAUCGCAAGACUAGAGUAACCUCACCCACCAUCGUCUGUACCACUUCAUCUGUAAGAGUAGCACGCUAUAGUCAGUCCCAAUGCAACCGAAAUCGCAAGUCAAGCUUCAUUUGCAUGAACGCGCUCCUUCCCCCGACACUGCGCCGCGAACGCUUCCAAAAGGCCUCCUCCCUCUCGACCUCUUUGCUCGGCUCGUGACCAUCUGGCCGUUGCAAGUGACAGGUCUUUAUGCGCUUGCUGUCCACGAGCCAGGUGGUAUCGGACUCACGAGUCUUAAAUGGUCUUGACAGUGUGUGUCGAAAAUCUCCCUCUCUUGCCCGCCAAUUCUUGAUUCUCCACUCAACUGCGUGCAUUCACUGCAGGUCACGUGACAGCAUUUGACCUUUCUUCUGUGCAUCGCUUUGGAAGCGCACCAAACAGAACGCGUGCAGUCCAUGAGCGCAAACCAUGAAGUGAGGCAUGAGUGAUCGAGCGUUGCACACACCACGGUUGCGCAAUGAGCUCGAAGCGGUGAUUUUGCAGUCAUUGAGUCAGACAUAGCCAUCGGAUCGAACCUCUCAUUGCCGACAUCGCGCAUUUGUCACAAAACUCGCCAUUGGACUUGCGACUACGUCGUGACGUAGCACCUGGUCGAGACGAGACCACCCUCGCACUGACGCGCUCCGGGCCUUCGCGCUGCUCGAUCCUCGACACGCACUGCGUCCACCGAUGAUCAGUGCUUCCGCCAACCUUUCGGCAACUCUCUAGUGGUCACUGGGCGGGGCGUUGUAUCCCCCCGAGACGAGUUUGGCGAUGCUCCUUCAUGUCACUCAAGCCCCGCUGUGGCUACUGGGCGGGAGCGGUGACGUGGAAAGCCAGCGACUGUUGGGCGUGCCGUCGCAAGUGCCAGCUUCGACGUCCUCGGCUCCUCAACAGCCACUUGGAAGCUCGCUUCGAUUGGCUGAUGGAAGUCUGAUUGUCCUACGAACGUUACCACCUGCGAUUCUUGAGAUCCGAUUCAUCCCUUCCUCGCGUCUACCUGAAGAUGGCAGAGCUCCCGCCUUCUCGCAACUCGCACAACCCAUCCUGCUUCGAUUCCCUUCACCUAUCUUGCCAGAGCCCAGCGUGUGGAUUGAUGCGAGGCAGACGCUUCACAUCGUCGCAGCAACAUCGACGGCUCUUCAUCGCGUCUCUUUCACCGCUGCAGAUCUUUCGACGGUCGAUGGCCCUCACAACGACAGAAAGGAAAACUCGACCUCUGGCAGAUCGCAAAGACGCGAAAUUCCUAACACAGCCUCGAGAAGCAUCGAGUCUGCGCAGCUCAAACAAGAGUGGCAUGCAGAGCUGGCUCUGGACAAGGUUCAAAGGAUACACGCGUGCGAGGAGGGAAGGGUCGUCGUGCAAUGCGCCAAUGGGCUUCUCAUAGCGGAACAGAACAGAGCUGGAGAUGGCAGCGGCGCUUUUGAAGGUAAGUCGGCGUGCUCAGACCUCCCAUGGAUGUGGCCCGACUUGUGUAUGCGAAGGGAAACACGUGGAUGUGCGACUGAAAACGCACUGCGCUACCGUCUCGCUGAAUGUUCAAACACCCAGGCCCUUGGAGGACGACGGAUCUUCGUGCGGGCUCUUUCUUUCGAACAUUGACGAGGUACUUCGCAAGACCUGCGCCGACCUCGCCAGGCUCGAGCAACAGCCAGAACGCGUCAUCGGCACCUGCACCCAUCUCAUCUGAUCGGACAGCACUCUCCAUCGCCAGCGCGAGGAGCUCUUCUUCCAAUGAAUAUGAAAGGAAAAUCAAUCUGCGAUCAGCUGCUCUUCAAUCAGUCUCGCUCGUCUUCAGCGUUCACGCAGACGCCAGAUUGCGGAUUUGGGAUAUCAUAUCAGCCUCCUGCAUUCGAGAGAUCGCACUGCCCGCCUCCGCGCACCCUUCAGACGUCAAUCAACCUCUGCAAUCCUUCCCUCCCAACGCACUGCCGCAAGUCAAAGCAUAUUCGACAUCUCACAGCAUUCGGUUGCUGAUCUACGUUCCUGCGGCAUCGAGGCGGUUCUUUGCUUGCUUCGACGUGUCCCUGCUCGACGCUCCCGGCGCUGUUGGGGAUGUCUCUCUCGCGUGGACGAGGGAGGAAGACUCGGAAACACGAAGGAUCCGACUCGCAGACAUGCACCUUGGCACGCUGCAAGAAGAGACGGACGAACUGUACGCAGAUACACCAAGCGAGAUCCUGUGGGGUGUAUGGGAAGACGAGGUAGCGGCACACAUCGCAUGGCUGCCCCUCAAUGCUAUGGAAGCCCCUCAACAGGACAACGAGGAUGCGCAUUAUAGCUGGUCGAGCGCGUACACGGCUAAAGCUCAUCCACCUCUGCACGGCCCCUCCUUUGACCGCGAGCUGGAAGCAUCAGAUGACGUCCCGUCUUUCUUUCUCAAACGCAUCUUGCACACUUCGCGCUUUGCGCCUUACUUGGCAAGCACCUUGGACACUUAUGCCAGUGCACUCGGCUCUAAUUUGGAUCAGUCAGCGACAAGACCGCCGGCACUACGCGGACAGCCAAUCUUCCAAAGUAUUGCCGAACGCAUCGCCUCGACUGUCGCAGCUGGUGUGCAGCUUCGGACGGACUCGCAUACGGGUUCGUGGCGAACGGACGCAUUUCAGGCGGCGGUCGCGCGAGAGUGGACAGCAUUUUCUAGAGCUUUGGAAGCUCGGGCUGCUGAAGAUCAAGCUCCGCUCGCCUUUCUCCCUAGCGAGACGGCCACCCCUCGUCUGCUUCUCGCUGGUGCAAUCGCGACAUUGUCGAGCCCGGACGCCGCCAGUUUACUAGCUCGCUGUGCCGAGUCAGAGCAUAGCAAGACCGCUGCAAAGGGCAGAGCUGUCCUUCGCGCGGCAAAAGAGCAAGACAAUCUCCAGAAACGAGUCGAGGCCAGUGGGCUACUUUCGCGAAGCGAGGCCCGGACUCGUGCACACUGGCAAUUGGUCACAGCAGCAGCGCGUUUCGAGGCUGCCCUGGGUGCAAACGCGUCUCUCUCUUUCCAACGGAAUCUUGAGCUCGCGUUGGAUGCCGUCACACCUCUUGACGUAUCGCUUGUGGACCUCGGAGACUCUCUGAUGCUCGAUCUACAGCCUGAGAUGGCCGAUCUACAUGCGGUGCGCGAAGCAUGCGCAUCGCUCGGAGACGACCUCUUAAGGGCGCUGGAUGAUUUUGGCAAACUUCUUUGCAGUGGCACUGGCGACCGCAGGUCUGGCUCGAGCGAAUUGGCUGAAGUCCCCACACGGCUUCAUGCUGCCCUUCUAGCGGACGCGACUCAGCGAUCACUGCUCGCUCGCCAGAGGGUGGCUCGGUCGUUUGUUUUGUUCCUUGUUGCCCUGGCUCAGCUCGAUCCUCUGGACAAUCUGGACACGGGAGCUCAUCGCGCGAUCAGAGCCCGUGCGAUUGUCUCCUUGCACGACAUUGGAACUCUUGUGGACCUUCUUCAAAUCAGCGGGGAGACCGAAGUCGAUGUGCCAACCUUCCAAGAAGCGCAGCCCAAUGACGCCGACGCCGUUGUGCAGGCUUUGGGAGACAUGAGCGUAGAAGCGACCAGACACACUUCUGCGCUCCAUCGGGCUCGCCCAGCGCUGCAUGGCGCGACAUCUGGCUUGAUUCAUCGCCUCAUCCUUUCUGGAUUCCUACCACUACUGGACGCCACGCAUCCAGGAGCGGCAGCGGGAGAAUUGCUGCGUGAAUCGCGCUGGCUCGACCCUGCUGCCCUCCAUGCUACAGCGGAAACGCUGAUUGAUAACCUCCGAACAGAGGCACACCUCACAGAACCUCUUGUUCGGCUUGCUGCGCAACUCCUCUCCUUAGGCCUGCCCAGCGCUACCCUCACGAUGGUCGACAGGUACGAAUCUUGCGCCGCUUCCCACUUCGCGCGAGGUUCUGCCCUCGCAGCACUGGGUGAAGCCGGGCUCGCUUCUCAUUCCUUCGAACUAGUAGCCACGUGGCUCUAUUCUCACGACGACCUGUUUAUGAGGGAUGACGAAGAUGGGCAGGGCACAGGUUUAGCGCUACUGUUGCCACAGCAAGUCCGCGAAGCGAUGACCAGUGACUCCAGACUAGCGGCCUUCUACGCAUACACCUCAGACGUUUUAAUGACUGUUUCUCCGUCCCAGGCCGCUUAUUUUGCAGGAAAGGCGCUGUCUUUGCCUCCGACGCCCCACGGUAUCAACAUGCACGCCCGCAUUUUUGGAAUCAGGCUGUCAGAGGGCGAUUUUGCGGGAGCUCAUGCGCUGCUACUGACUGCGCCGCGCGAGAGGUCGCUCAACGACCUGCUGAGGCAACUUGUAGGAGCCAUGUGCGAGUCCGGCGAGGUCCAUCAGCUCCUUGCAUUUUCUUUCCCAACAUUGCAACCCGAGAUGGAGCGCACACUUGCUUUCAAAGCACGCAAUUCGGACCCUAUAGGCGAACCGAACUAUUACUACAUCCUCUACGCCUAUCACAUUCAUCGCGGUGAUCUGAAGAGUGGUGAGUCGGCUAUGUAUGGGGCAUCGCACAAGACUCGUCUUGACUGAGACCUCCGUUGCAUCUUUCUCGCUGUCAGCUGGUGCAACAAUGUAUCAGCAUGCUCAGCACUUGGCCAGUCUGCAGCGCGAGCGAUCUACGCUGUUCUCUGCCCAAUCAGCUGUGGAUGCAUUUGCAGAAAUAGCUAUUCUGCAAGCACGUUCAUACCUCGCAGCUUGCAACGUGCUUGCUCUCGUGCCCGAGAGGGAUGCCUGGUUCGGAGACGCUGCGUUAGGCCAUGACGAGGAUGAAGAUGAUCUCUUGCCAUACAUUUCGAGCACGAGUCAGGCUCGUAAACCACAGCAGAGUCGAACAAGUCUUACUUCCUACAUUCCCGACGAGCUGUGGAGCAAUCAAACUCAGGAAAUCAAGAUCGUCUCUGCUGACGAUGUCAAGCGCCGAUAUCGCCUGACCCUGGCACAUCUCGAGCUUUUGCAGCUCUACCCCGAAUUCGCUACGACCGGUGAGUCUUGCUUGGUAUCAGGUUUGUAGUUUCUCGGCAAUCUGCUGAGACUUCCGAUGUAUGUUGCUAGCGACGCACCUCGACUCAUCCAACGUGGUACUUUUGUACACUCGUAACGAUCAAUACGACAAGGCAAUCUCGGUAGCACGAGCACUGCAGGUGGACAUGAGCGGAAUCUUUAAUAGUCUUGCCACAAAAUGUGUUGGGCUUGCUCAAGGCCGUCAAUCGAGACUACGAGCACAGCAGUCGUCCGAAAUCGGAGCCAAGGCCUUGCACCCUCUCAUGGCGGAGUUGCGAGACGAUGAGGAUGCAGACGGCAACGAAGGCGAAGCAGCGUUUCUCAUAUCUGCUGAAAGAAGCGCUGGUUGGCAAGGACCAGCAGCGGACCGAGCGUGGAAAUAUCUACAGCUGCACCUGGAAGCUCAGGACGCACGCGCUUCACAGUGGAAGUAUCGAGUCGUGGUGCUUGAGCGCGUUCUUAGCCUCGGGGCCGCACACCUCAUCCCGGAAUGGCUCUUGGAUUGGUUCAAGGUGAGCAGAUGCACAGUGCACACCGCACCCUUGCACAGAUCACUUACGUCUCGACAACUCCCAUUACGCGACCUCAGCAAAAUCAACCCACGCUGUUGGUGCAGUCAUGCAUGCGAUGUGGUCUACUAGACGACGCUCUACGGCAUGCAAAUGACAUGGUCAAGGAGGUGAGCAUCUCCGCAUCUCGAUGUACGUCUAGUCCCGUUGAACGCUGCUGACUGUGUCAACUCCCUCCCUAGGCUCAGGCAAAGCGUCUUGACGAGCACGCAAGCAGUUCGUGGCUGCCCUACAACCUGAUCGACACUCUUCUGCAGCAAUCCGAAGAUCCAAAUUCUAGACCGCCACAUGGAAGCUCCUCUGCAACUGCGACGAGAGAGCUGGCGCAGGCUCUGCGCAGCUCCAUUCGAGAAUAUGUCGAGAAGCUGGAGGGCAAAGAGCGAGAGAUGAGGCGGUACGCCGAUAAAGCAGAGCUAACGCGCAGCAGGAAGCUUCAGCACGGAGGCGACCCUGAGAUGGACUGGGCGCCAUGA
Messenger RNA from Ceraceosorus bombacis, 7877 nucleotides. The record is from the annotation of a GenBank genome assembly. NCBI's taxonomy places the organism in Eukaryota, Fungi, Basidiomycota, Exobasidiomycetes, Ceraceosorales, Ceraceosoraceae.